Messenger RNA from Pantherophis guttatus, 2587 nucleotides. The record is from RefSeq and is a predicted model, not a curated record. Lineage: Eukaryota; Metazoa; Chordata; Lepidosauria; Squamata; Colubridae.
GACGAGGUGAACGGGGGCGGGGUGGGUGCCCCCUACAGUUUCUCCAGCGCACGGAUUUCUUCGCCAGGGAGGAGACCCGCCUUGCAGGUUUCCCUCCCGGGCAGGUAAAACCCCGCCCCAGCAGCGCGCGAGGCGAGCGCCUUCGACGGCCCUCCGCCUCGCCCCUUCCCUGUCAGCGGAGGGCUUGCCGUCCCGCGCUGUGGCGCUGCUCUCGGAACUGAGGAGAGGCGUCGAAAGCGAGCGGAAGCAGCGCUGAGGGCACUGAAACUCUCUUCAAAAGCCACUGAGGAGUCAAAAGAUUGCAUGGCAAGAAUUUUAGGACUUGUUUGGUAUUGCUUUGAAAACAGUGAUUGUUAAGUUCUGGGUGAAGAAUGGAGGGGGCGGUGCUCAUCUCCGUUUCAAAGCCGAAGAGCCAGCGCUGUCCAAAGACGUCUCCGUGGUUAUGUGGCUGGCAUGACUAAACGCCAAAGGCACACAGAACACUGUUACCUUCCCACCAAAGGUAUGAGAGCAUUAAGCUCUGAGGUACAUUGACGGUAUGCCAUUAUUCUGUCACUUGCUGGCCGUAGCUUUUGUUCAGAUCCUCCUAGUUUCAGGCAACUGGAUUUUAGCCAAGAACAUCAACUUCUAUAACGUGAGACUUCCAAUAGACCCUACUCCAUUUCCAAGCAGCUUCAAGUGCUUUACAUGUGACAAUGUUAUUGACAAUUUCAACUGUAACAGAUGGGCUGAAGAUAAGUGGUGUCCUCAGAACACUCAGUACUGUUUAACGGUCCAUCACUUUACUAGUCAUGGAAGGAGCCUCUCUGUCACCAAGAAAUGUGCUACCAGGGAAGAAUGCCAUUUUGUUGGCUGCCAUCAUCACAGAGAAACUAGUCAUACAGAAUGCAUUUCCUGCUGUGAAGGGAUGAUCUGCAAUGUAGAUGUACCUACAAAUCACACAAAUGCUGUUUUUGCGGUACUGCAUGCCCGGAGGUCAUCAGGAGGUAGCAGACAAACUAUUAGCAUCUCCUUGCUGGUCAUACUCAUCAUAGUUUUCAGGUUAUGACAUGACUCUCUUCAGGCAAAAGGAAUUUGUUGUCUGGAGUUACAUGAAGACAAUCUAUGUUGAAGAAGGAGUUCUAAGAGAACUGUUGUAUGGAUAAAAGCACUGCUGGGUAUUUGAAGGCUGCUGGUCAUAACAUGGUAAUGAAGACACUCUCAGAUAUUGGUGCCAAGAAAAUCAAGCACAAUGGCCAAAUAUUAUGUCAACUUGACUAGUUACCAGAAACAUCAGAAUUCUUUGUGUGGAACAUAGAACAAUUUGUGCUUUGGCACAUUAUUGUAGCAAGUUACUACUGUACAACUUUGAAGUAUUAAAAUUGUUCCUCACCUGAAAUAAUAUGUUUACGGAAGUGAUGAUACAAUAUUCUUUUAUAUCAAAAUUCUUCCUAAUUUUGAGGGAUCCCUAUCUACCUGCAAUCCUGACCCAUAUCUGAUGCUGUUCCAACUUUUUGCUGUCCCUACUGUGGGGUCCUUUAUUCUGAAUGCUACAGUAGCCACUGUAGUAGCAUCAUCGGAUUGAGGGGGAAAGAGAUGGAAAUGGUAAGAUUUGAUAGUCCAUUUUGGGAAUGGAGACAUCAGCAUGUGUCUGACUAUGCAAGUUUGACUUGAUGCAAUAAGUAAAUAGUUAUUAUUAGGAGUUCUUCAAACAGGUUGCACAGUUAGCUCCACACCUCAAAUAUCUAUAUAACAAGACUGUGCCUUUUCUCCUCUUUUCCUUGCUGACCAUGAUUUCCAAACACUAUCACUAUGGUAGGAUUACCUCUUUCUGGUGAGUUGCACAUGCUGGAGGACUGGGGAAUUAUCCAAAACAUCAGUGGUGGGAUUCAAAUAAUUUAACAACCAGUUCUCUGCCCUAAUGAUUUCUUUCAACAACCAGUUUGCCAAACUGCUCAGAAAGUUAACAACUGGUUCUCCUGAAGUGGUGCGAACUGACUGAAUUCUACCACUGCAAAACAUCUAGGGAAAUAGAGAGUUCAGAACAACUGGUUGGUUUGCUCCCCACUGAGAAAUAUGAACAGAAAAGAGUUAUCAUAGUUAAACAUAGAAUAAUUGGCUUUCAACUCUGCUUGAAGUGCACAACAUUCAAAAACUAGUUUCCUAAGUGAUCCAAGACAAGUUAAUAUGAAUCACCCUUGAGAUGUAGCUCAGUCUGUGAGGGAAACAAUAUGUGUGAAAAAGAUUUCAAAGGUCAUGGAAUUUAACACUCUAUUCUGUUAAGACUUGAAACUGUACAAAAAACAAUUGAGAUUUGUACUGCAGUGUGUUGAAUCAAUUUUAAAUAACAAACUGAAGUUCAUGAAAUUUCAUGAAUUCAUGGAAACAGAAUAUGGGCAAAUAAAUAAGAAUUGGUACAAAUAAUAACAAAUAAAGAAGGCUGGAAUAACUGUUUAACUGUUUACUGUAAGCCUUUUAGAUGAUAAGCUGUGUGCCCAUGUGUUUAUAAAUAUUCUUGUUCUUUUUCUCUGUCUUCAGGAAAUCAAGUUUACAAAUGUGUUUUAUGCAUAGUAAAUACCACAUUAAACUAGUAACUUUUCAUUGGAAA